AUGAAGAAAAAAGUUGAAAUUUUUCUAAAAUUUUUAUCAAAAAAGAUUGCUGAAGAAAUAUACAUUGAAUUUAAUAUAAAUUAUUAUAUUAGAACUGUAAGAAACUAUCUUAAAACAGGUAAUUUAAGUGUUUGUAAAUUUUUAAAUAAACUUCUUCUUAGUAGUAAAUCUUAUUUCUAG
Messenger RNA from Hepatospora eriocheir, 180 nucleotides. NCBI's taxonomy places the organism in Eukaryota, Fungi, Microsporidia, Hepatosporidae. The record is from the annotation of a GenBank genome assembly.